AUGGAGAUGCCCAAGAUGCUACUAUCGCCAAGUUCAUUCAAAAUGAACUUGGGGCGCCAGGAGGGCGAGAAAGUAGCCUUGCUUCACCAACAAGGUUCUCAACAAGCAGAGUUGUUGAGAGAACAGGGUGCUCAACAGUUUGAACUGUUGAGACAGCAGCAGGCUGCUGCUGGUGGGUCGAUGCACUCGCGUCGACCCGAGACUCCUGAAGAUUGA
Peronospora matthiolae is the source of this 216-nucleotide messenger RNA. NCBI's taxonomy places the organism in Eukaryota, Oomycota, Peronosporomycetes, Peronosporales, Peronosporaceae. The record is from the annotation of a GenBank genome assembly.